CGCACGCUAAACACACAGGCUGUUGGUCCUCCACACAGAAGAGUUGAAGUUUCAUAUCAUGCAAACUGCAGUUGUCUUCUGUUUCUUCGCUCAUAAAUGGAGGGUCCUUAUGUGAGGAUUUUCUUUUGCACCCAGGACACUCCUGAGUUUCAUUGGUUUUCCAGAAUAGUUGAAGACACUCUUUACAGAAUCUGUGACUACAUGAUAAGGCAACAGGAUCCUUGAAGUUUUCAUGACACACUGGACAUGUUCAACAGAGAGUCAAAAUGAACUGAGGAUAGUCCUGCUGGGAAAAAGUGGAGUUGGUAAAAGUGCAACAGGAAACACCAUCAUUGGAAAAAAAUUAUUUAAAGUUGAAAUUUCUCAAGAGUCUGUUACUAAAGAGAGUCAAAGCGAAACAAGUGAAAUCAAUGGCCGACACAUUACUGUAAUCGAUACUCCAGGACUGUUUGAUACUGAAUUCACUAAUGAAGAAAUCCAGAAGGAAAUCAGCAACUGCAUCUCCAUGAUUCUGCCUGGACCACACGUGUUCCUCAUUGUGCUCAAUUUAGGACAGAGAUUCACUCAAGAAGAGGCUAAAUCAGUGGAGAUCAUCCAAGAGACAUUUGGAGAAAACUCUUUAAUGUACACCAUGGUGCUCUUUACGAGAGGAGAUGAUCUGAAAAAUAAAACCAUUGAUCAGUGUUUGGGGAAACCUGGAUCUCCUCUAAUGAAGCUGAUUGAAGCUUGCGGAAACAGAUUCCAUGUGUUCAACAAUAAUCAGACUGAAGACCGAACACAAGUGUCUGAUCUACUGGAGAAGAUAGAUAACAUGGUGAAGGCAAACGGAGGAGGUUUCUACUCUUGUAAGAUGUUCAGACAGAUGGAGAGAAAAAAGCAAGAACAACAGAUGAAGAUCCUGAUGGACAGAGUCAGAGAAAGGGAACAACAGAUCAUCAUGCUGGAAGAAGAGAUAAAAAGAGGAAGGGAGACACUUGCAGAUGAAGUUGAAAAAUGCAGGCAGGAAAAUGAAAGGCUUCAAAACAAAUAUGAAGCUGAAGAAAAGACAGUGAAGAUCUUCAUGGAGAGAGUGGAGCAAACUAGCAAAGAAAAAGAGGAAAUUAUGAAAAAAGCAGAACAAGAGAAAGAGAAAAUGAAGACGAUAAUAGAGCGUGAAAGACAGAAUCAAGAAAAAGAAAAAAAGGCAAGAGAGGAAGAGGAUAAGAAAAGGUGGGAGAGCAAAAAAUCGAUUUCUGUUGAGCAGUUCCAGAAACUCAAGUGUGAGAUGGAGGGAAUAAUCAAAGAUAAAGACAAAAUAGAAAACGAGACACAAGAACAACUACAUGACUUAAAGAAGAGACUGAAGGAGGAAAGAACUAUAAAAGAAGACCAACUAAAGAUUUCCGAAGUUAAACUGAAACUUCUUAAAGAACAGCACGUAGAUGAACUAAAGAGAAGACGAGUGGAGUGGAAAGAGGAAUAUGACAGAGAGAAAGAGACAAAGAAGAGAACCAACUCUGAAAUGGACGAUCCAUUACAAGCUACAGCCUACAGGAGACUGGAGACCGAAUACAGCAAGUGGUCCAGGAGUCUUUGCACUGCCAUGAUGGAAAUAGAGAGCAAACUACAGAACCGCAUAAAAAAUGAAGCAAUUCAGGAGAUUGAGGAAACUGAUCUUUAUCGACAACUCAAGAAAACAAGUGAAGAAGUGGAAAAAUCCAUGUCUGAAUACUUUGAGAAUGUCCCAGACGCAGAUAUACUGAUUCAAUGGAAGCCAUCGUUUGAAAUCCAAAUCAAAGAGCUUCAGGAAAACACUGUGAGAGAAACAAAGAGGAAAUUAAAUGAGAUUCUUCAACAGCGAGAACUGAGGGGGAAAUAUGAUGAUCAGAGGAAGCAUCAUGAAAACACCAUCUAUGCAGAGGUUAAGGAACUUGCAUUACAAUUCAAAGGCAAAGAAAACAAUGAAGAAAAUCUCAAGAAAGAAUUUGAUUUGUUUUGGGAAAAGACUGUAAACUGGAUCAGAGACACUCCAGAUGUCAAAGACAUUGACUUGAAGAAGGAUGCAAGACUCUUCCUCAGUGAUGUCUACAAAAGUCCUCCAUUAAACUAUUGGAGUGACAGCAGAGAUAUUCUCUUUCUGCGGAGCUACUCAGAAUAUAUACGAUUAAAAAGAACAAGUGGAUUUACAUCACCUAUUGAAAGCGCUAUUAUAUCAGUUAAAGAAAUGUUUAGUUAUGUCUUGUCUCCAGAGGAUGAAGGUCAGAUCCGAUCUUUCGUAUUAGACGUUGUCCAGCAGACAGACAAAAUGAUUUAUUCAUUUAACAUUUCAGAGAUGGGUUACAACAGCGCAUACACACAACUACUCACGGAUUACAUCAGGACAAGAGUGACAGAACAUGAGGAAGGACAAGUGAAGUAUGUGUUCAAAAAACAAUUCUUCAUUGAUUUGGUUUAUUCCAUUUGCAACAGAGCGAACAAGAUGAUCCCUGACCAACACAGACUGUUCAGAGAAGCCAAUGAUCCUUGUCUCUAUUUGAAGAAGAAGAGAGAAGAGUACUAUAGUACUUUCAAUAAAUACUGUCAUGGAGCAACAUCGUCUGCUAUAUUGGCUGAGAUCAUCUGUCAGAAACUGAAGGAGCCCAUAGAGCAGAGCGUCUACAAGAAAACCGCCAGUGAUCUGACAGAUGACAUGAGAUUAAACUGUGAAUCACUGAAUGGAAACAGAUCAAAUCUGGAGAAACACAUCCUGAAGACACUGGCAGAAGAGGAGGACUUUGACAAAUACAUGAGCUACAUUCAUUAUCCCAGAGAUCACUUCAAGAGUUUCAUCAGAGAUGAAGUCAGUCGGUACGUCACUGAUAAGUUCAGCAUCAGUGUUUUACCCAAGAUGAAGGAGAACAUUGAACUCCUCCAACAGAAGAUCUUAAAUGCAGCACAUGAAUCUACUAUACAUGUUCAAGUCAACAGUGGAGAUGUUGGUUUGUGGUUGAACAGUUUCACACAGCAGCUCUCAGAUCAGCUGAUCUUCUCUGAAAAAGACCUCAGUGGAGUCAAACAUGAUGAUGUUGAUGAUUUCAACCUACUUGAAGAUAUGAUCAGACAAGAACUUACUCAUGUAAUAUCAGACAUCAGCAGUGAAUUCAACACAGAGACGUUUCCAGUAAAUCUGGACCAUAAGUUCAGGCCAGAAGAAAUUCUGAUUGGUCACUUCUGUCAGUGCUGUUGGCUUCAGUGUCCGUUCUGUAAAGCCGUCUGCACAAACUCCAUAGAAAACCAUGAUGGAGAUCACAGUGUUGCUUUCCAUAGAGUGUCUGGAAUUAAUGGAACGUGUUUCAAUCCAACACAGAAUCUAUGUGUUGAUAUUUGCACACAUUUUAUAGCAUAUGAUCUGAGUUUCCGUACACCAGACGGAAAGUUUAUUUGGAAGGAAAUCAAACUAGCAGGACACCGAUUUGACAUCUGGAGCAUCACUCCUGAUCUUUCGGAACUGCCCUACUGGAAUUGGUUUGUGUGCAAAUUCCAGAAACAGCUGGAAAAAUACUACAAUAAAACGUUUGAUGGACAGGGUAAAAUACCAGACGAAUGGAGAAAAUACUCAAAAGAAGAUGCUAUUGAGAGUUUAGAUGAUUACAUUUAAUAGAGCACAUAAAGCUUGGGCUUAUAUAAGCCCAUGUCCAGGGGCGUUUCUAGGGUCGAAAGGGAUGAGGGGCUUAUCCCCAAAGAAGUCAAAGAUGUGGACAAUGUGGAGCUAUAAGUGAGGUUUAUUCAUAAACUAAUUUCGGGAGGAUCAUGUGCUUAUGAUUUAUCACAGCCGGUCUCAUAUUAAGCUAAUCAGUAUCAUCCAAUCAUAUGAGCCAUAAGCUACUAUAAAUAACCACAGUUUUCAAUCCACUUUAUCUUCGUUUGGAAGAAACCCCCUUCCUCCCCGUUCUCCUCCUUCACUAUAGAUCGGGCGGCACGGAGGCCCAGUGGUUAGCACUGUUAGCCCCACAGCAAGAACACUGCCAGCCCUGGUCCAGCCAGGUCGGUAGGUGUUUCUGUGAGGAGUUUGUAUAUUCUCCCCGUGUCCGCGUGGGUUUUCCCCGGGUUCUCCGGUUUCCUCCCACCAUUCAAAUAUAUUCAUCAUGCAUAACAAUCAAGCAUUUGUCUAGCCCCCUUUUUUCCUCACAUGUUCCCUUAGCUACUGCAGACGGGGAGUUCUGAGAUCCACCUAGCUCAGGCACCCCUCUCGCUCUGCAAACGGGAGGAAACCCCGGGCUCGAGGAUCCCUUGAGCUCGGGGCUCUCUCCCUGGACAGCAUGCCGAACAAGCUUUUGUUGAAUCAUCGGCUAAGUGUGAACUCUUGAAAUGCAUGUAAUGCCUGUUUCAUUCAUACUUGAGAAGUAGUAGAACAGUCCAGGACAUCAAUAACAUGGAUGACGGCAUCCAGCUAUUGCUGUAGUUGAAUGAAUAAAAAUAAGAUCAGAUUAAACAUAAAAAGGCUUUAACUGUGUUCUUCCAGCCAUUUUAGGUUUUUUCAUAAGAAUACAUUGAUUUAUAGUUCGAUGCUAACUGACAUAGC
Messenger RNA from Danio aesculapii, 4540 nucleotides. Its product is annotated as interferon-induced very large GTPase 1-like. The transcript has 3 exons. The record is from RefSeq and is a predicted model, not a curated record. Gene Ontology annotation, molecular function: GTP binding. Lineage: Eukaryota; Metazoa; Chordata; Actinopteri; Cypriniformes; Danionidae. The coding region runs from base 233 to 3616 and encodes 1127 amino acids.